This is a messenger RNA of Anisakis simplex (herring worm), 405 nucleotides long. Lineage: Eukaryota; Metazoa; Nematoda; Chromadorea; Rhabditida; Anisakidae. The record is from the annotation of a GenBank genome assembly.
AUGAAAUUAGCUGAAGCAAUGAAAAGUAACGCAGCGAAAUUCGAUAGAUUCACAGGUUUAUUGGACGACAAUGAGACAAUUGUUGACGCAGCAAAACGUGAAUUGAAAGAGGAAACUGGCUACACCGCAUCAAAAGUUGAAUGCUUGUCGAUAGCUCGGCAUCCAUUAGCUGCGCAAAUGACCGAUAAUUCCAUCUGUUAUGCGUUCGCUGAAAUUGACGGUGAUUCGGCGCAAAAUCAGAACCCAAAACCAGUUCUGGAAGAAUCGGAGGUUAUUGAGGUUAGGCGACCUCACAACGAUAUUCCACAUUCAAAUAAAGAGCAGUUCAAUCAAUCUGUGUCAAAGAAACCGAUCGAACGUUCCGACAUUUCCCCAUAUGAUCCAUCGAAUCACAUCAGACCCUGA